AAGGGCACAUAACUUGCACAAUAGGAAGUGUACCAGGAAGCUUGUUGGUCUAACAUCAUAUAAAAAUAAAUGUGCACGAAGUCAGUCAUCACGUUAUAACAAGGGACAGUGCGAUUACUUCAAAUCAGAGAAGGAGCGUGUGCAGCUUGACAGACAACUAGGGAUUAAACUUCAUAAAUUCGGAUUUAUAACCAGUGUGAAGAUGGAGAAGGUGGGAGAUGGCACUAAUAGAAAGAAGAUCACUGGUCAUUUGGUUUUCUGUGUCUGCACGGCAGUCAUCGGCUCUUUGCAGUUUGGCUACAACACAGGGGUCAUCAAUGCACCUUAUGAGAAAGUACAGUCCUUCUUCCAGGAUGCACAUAGGGAGCGCUACGGGAAAGCUAUGGAUAAAUCCACGGUUACUACUCUGUGGAGUUUCGCUGUAGCUAUAUUCAGUGCUGGUGGUAUGAUUGGUGCUCUCACUGUAGGAGCUCUGGUCAACAAAUUCGGAAGACGCAAGGCGAUGAUCCUGUCCAAUGCCUUGGCUCUGAUCGGGGGUGCGCUCAUGGGCUUGUCCAGUGUGUCCCGAUCAUAUGAGAUGGUGAUUCUCGGACGCUUGGUCAUCGGCGUCUUUUGCGGUCUCUGUACGGGCCUGACUCCCAUGUAUGUGGGGGAAACUGCACCAACAGCACUAAGAGGAGCAUUUGGCACACUUCACCAGUUAGGGAUUGUCAUUGGCAUACUCAUAGCGCAGAUCCUUGGUUUGGAGAAGUUGUUAGGUUCUGCAGAUCUUUGGCCAUUGUUGCUGGGACUGACGAUUUUGCCUGCAGUACUACAGAGCAUAAUGAUGCUGUUUUGUUCAGAGAGUCCCAGAUACCUGCUCAUCAACCUGCAACAAGAGGAAAAGGCUCGCAUGGUUUUGGUGCGUCUUCGUGGGAAUGAUGAUGUCGAAGAUGAUAUUCGUGAGAUGAGGGAAGAAGCCAGUAAGAUGGCCAUGGAGAAAAAAGUUUCCAUCAUGGAGCUGUUCCGCAACCCCGUAUACCGGCAGCCUAUUAUCAUUGCCAUCGUCAUGAACCUCUCUCAGCAGUUUUCUGGAAUCAAUGCUGUGUUUUAUUACUCUACAGAAAUCUUCAAGAAGGCAGGUAUCACUGAGGCGAUAUACGUCACUAUUGGAGCAGGAGCAGUCAACACUGUCUUCACAGUAGUCUCUCUCUUUCUGGUGGAACGGGCAGGACGAAGGACACUUCAGAUGAUUGGAUUAGGUGGAAUGGCUGUUUGUGCUCUUUUCAUUACCAUCUUUCUUCAGCAACUGGUGGACCCAUGUGUACAACAAGCAGACAACCUUUCUAAAGUUCCAGUCGCGAACAACUGCAAUGUCAAUGGGACAUUGGGACCAACAUCAGGCGAGAAUUCAAGCUCAGUGAUAAGCUACUUCGCCAUCAUUGCUGUUUUUGGGUUUGUGGCAACUUUUGAGAUUGGCCCAGGGCCAAUCCCAUGGUUCAUCGCAACAGAACUCUUUGCUCAAGGUGCGCGACCAGCUGCUGUCGCUGUAGGCGGCUGCUCCAACUGGACAGCCAACUUUCUCGUGGGUCUGUGCUUCCCACCUCUGCUGAGCGUGUGUGGACCGUAUGUCUUCAUCAUUUUUCUCGUCCUUCUUGUGUUGUUCUUCCUGUUUACCUACUUCUGGGUUCCUGAGACCAAAGGACGGACCUUUGAGGACAUUGCCAGCGCAUUUGCUAGAAAGGCAGCUACCAGCCCCACCGAGUUUACUCAGAAAGAGGGUGUGGCCAGUGUGUCAGUCUCCUCCCCCACAGAAAAAGUUGCGAUGGUGGAAUUAUAGUUGUCAGGAGGUCAGCCAGACUGGAGUUAACCCAUAGAGCUUAGACCAAAGAUUUUAUUUAAAAUUCUCACUUCAUCACUCCUCAUUACAAACAGUUGAUCUAAAGUUUAGUUCUAAAUGAGAAAGCCUGUUGUAAUCCUCACAUUGUAAAGACGAUCCAUAAGAGACAUGCACGCAUUACAAUAUAGCUUUGCCUAAUAAAAAAAAAUAAAUGCCUGAAGCAAACAUAAACUGUUUUAAAUGCAAGCCUUUGUGUCUGAAAUGAAGCAGGAAUUAUACUGGUCUUACUGAUUUUGGAGACCUAAUGUUCAUGUUUUCUUGUUUUCAAUGAAUUCUUAACAAUUUUUAAUAUUUUAAGCUACUGUACACCACUGUCCUUAUAAUUGAGCACCUUUAAAUCUGAAAAUAGGAAAUUAAUAAACAUAAACAACUUGGAAAGUAUUUAAAUAAUAAUUUUCCUUGCUAUUUUGCUAGCUUCCGGCAUUCUGGAAUAGCUUUGGGGUAUUUUCUUCAUCCAAUAAAAUUAUUAGAGCCUUGCACUAAGAUAUGCUAUAUGGUCCUUUUGCUCCUAGCGUGCUGUAAUCUGCAUUUAACUAGUGCAGUGUACUGAAAGUCAUUCCGUAGUUUUUUUCUUUAUUACUUAAAUUACACUGAAGUUAAGAUCUUUACCUUUAACCAUUUUAGUUUAUCAUUAGUUUCAUUUUAAGCUUCACAGUUUGUAGAUGUUUGUGUACCUCAGAGUAAAAUAAAGCUGGUGACCUUUGCAGAAAAAAACCUUAUACUGUACAAUACCUAUAAUAAUACACAUCUAUUCUUUAAACUUAAUCAGGUUGUUUGCUGAAGCUAAGAGACUGCUUAGAAACAAAGAUUUGUAAAUAUUUUCUGUAUGACAUAUGAUGAUGUUUUUAUAAAUAAGAAUGAAUGCAUAUAUGCAUAAAUAAACAAACAAACAAACAA
Molecule: messenger RNA, 2776 nt
Organism: Clarias gariepinus (North African catfish)
Lineage: Eukaryota; Metazoa; Chordata; Actinopteri; Siluriformes; Clariidae
Product: solute carrier family 2, facilitated glucose transporter member 3-like
Exons: 12
Coding region: 203-1819 (538 amino acids)
Biological process (GO): response to insulin; monosaccharide transmembrane transport
Cellular component (GO): basolateral plasma membrane; apical plasma membrane
Molecular function (GO): hexose transmembrane transporter activity
Source: RefSeq, a predicted model, not a curated record